Molecule: messenger RNA, 2101 nt
Organism: Populus euphratica (Euphrates poplar)
Lineage: Eukaryota; Viridiplantae; Streptophyta; Magnoliopsida; Malpighiales; Salicaceae
Product: serine/threonine-protein kinase BLUS1-like
Exons: 1
Coding region: 166-1566 (466 amino acids)
Biological process (GO): regulation of stomatal opening; protein phosphorylation
Molecular function (GO): protein serine/threonine kinase activator activity; protein kinase activity; ATP binding
Source: RefSeq, a predicted model, not a curated record
AAUCAAUGCUCUCCUCCCCUGAGACUUCACAAGAAUACCAACUGCAAAACACCUAGUUUCUUUCUUUUUCCAAAACAAAUUAACCUUCCUCAUUAUCAAGAAAAGCUCCUUGUCCAGUUCAAGAAACCAACAAAAUCCAUCUCAUUCAAGAUCAAGAUCAAAACCAUGUCAGCUUCAUCUUCAUCAUCCAGGACUGAUAAAAUAGUUCAAAUUCAAUACCCAACGGGCACAGAUGCAUAUAGAAUCUUGGAACAGAUUGGUGGUGGUGCUCGUGCCACAGUACACAAAGCAACAUGUGUCAACAACGACAUCCGGUACUCAGGUUUGGUCUCAAUCAAGAUUAUUGAUCUUGAACAAUAUUCUGCAGCCGAUCUUGAUGGUCUCGGACGUGAAACCAAGGCCAUGUCACUUCAUUCACACCCUAACUUUCUUGGCUCCCUUUGUUCUUUUACCGUGGAUCACCAUCUUUGGCUGGUUAUGCCUUACAUGGCUGCUGGUUCUCUCCAAUCCAUAGUCUCUUCUUUUUUCCCUGAUGGCCUGCUAGAGCCAUGCAUUGCUAUAGUUCUCAAAGAGACCCUAAAGGGGUUGUCUUAUCUUCAUCGUCUAGGCUAUUUGCACACAGAUAUCAAGGCAGGAAACAUUCUUUUAAAUCACACAGAUAAUGGCAGCAUAAAACUUGAAGAUUCUGGCAUGUCGGUCUGGAUUUACGAGUCCCGCAGCAUUGAGAAAUCAUCCUCAUUGUCUUCCUCAUCAAAAAUGAGGUUAACUGAUGUUGCAGGGACCCCAUAUUGGAUGGCGCCAGAGGUUAUACAAGACUCAAACACAGGUUAUAGUUUCAAGUCUGAUAUAUGGUCUUUUGGUGUCACUGCGUUGGAAUUGGCCCAUGGCGGACCUCCUUUCUCCUACCGUCCUCCUUCGAAGUCUUUGAUAUUGAAGAUGAAGAAGAGGUUUGGGUUCUCUGAUUAUGAUUACGAUGAGAAGAGCGAGAAAGAUUUCAAGAACAACCAGUUUUCUCAAGCUUUCAAAGAUAUGGUUGCUUCUUGUCUUGAUCAAGACCCUUCAAGGAGACCUUCUGCUGAUCAGCUGUUGGAGUAUUCUUUCUUCAAGAACUGUGAAGGACUGGACCUUUUGUUCAACGAGUUUUUCCGUGGGUUGCCUAACGUUGAAGAAAGAUUCCAAGAACCGAACGCUUUAAGUGAUGGGACAUCAAGCCAGAUUACUUCUGGUACUGACAUUGACUCAGCGGGUACAAGUGUGAAGACUACAAGGAUCAGUGGCUGGAAAUUUAAUGAGAGCAAAUUCGAGCUUGAGCCAGAAUUUCACGCUGAGUCUAAAGAUGAUGUUGUGAAAACAGUUCAUUUUGGAGAUGAAACCAUCAUCGAUACGGACACCAACAUUGGGUUCAGUGAGUCGUCAAGCGGGUUAGGUGCCAUGGAGGGUUUAGUGGGAGAUCAUAGUGGUCUAAACAUGAGUGGAAUAGAAGAAGCUGUUGAGACCCUUAAUCAAGAGACAGUAGCAGAGAAGGCGAGUAGCAGGUAUGAUUGUUCUGUUACGAAGAGAGUCUGAUGGAGAGGCACAGAUGGUGCAAAAAAAUGAGAAUCUGAUGGAGGUUUUGAUCCAUGAGAAGGAACAGAACUUCAAGUUAAAGAUGGUGGUGGAGAAUAUCUACGCUAUGUCUUCUGAUGCAUCUAUUGAUUCUGCUGCUUAAACUGUUCAAAUUCUUUUACAUUGUUAUUGGGUACUGAUUGUGUAGAAGACGGGUAUUUGGUAUGUCAAGAUUCUGAUUUCUUGUGCAUAUAACUGAUAGUAUCAAUGAUACUAUGAUAGGGAGUUUUCGAACAUCAUUUGCAGUAAGAACUGGCUGUGCUUUUCUUUUCUUUCUUUUUUUUGUUUGUUCUGUUAUAGCAGCAGUAAAGUACAAAUUGGUCUUGGGACGUUGAUCUGCUUUUCAGUUUUUUCUCAGGCACAGCAUGAUUUUUUUGUCGAUUUCUAAUAAUUGAUGAAGAGGUGCAACAUGACCCUCUUAAGUCAAUAUCUUUUUUUUAAAGUUUGAUGCGGUGCUUUUAUGUGUUGCGUACUUGCAUCCUGAUGCUAUGCUUGA